CUGAGGAGGCAGCACCAGAUGAAGUCUUGGACCACACAAGAACCUCCCUGAAUGAGGAGCCAAGAAGACUUGGCCCGCCAUGUGCACGCCCAGCAUGUGGGACCUGGAGGAGAUCUCCCUGGAGGAGGAUGACACAAACAGCCUGGAAUUUCAGAUCCUGGAGCACUAUACCAGGCACCACGUCUUCAAGAACACGCCUGCCGUCCUCUCACCAAAGCUGCUGAGAACGAGAAGUUUGUCCCAGAGAGGCCUGGGGAGUUGGUCAGCAAAUGAGUCGUGGACACAGGUGUCGUGGCCUUGCAGAAGUUCCCGAUCCAGUGAUAAGCCCAUAAACCUUGCCAAGAAAAAGUCUUCUUGGAGAUCAUUCUUUGGAGGAGCAGAGACAAAGGAAGGUUCGCAGAGCUCGCCUGCAGAGACCCGAGCCAAGAGUCAAAGGCGGGCGGAAUAUCAGGGGGGUCGUCUCACUCAGCAAGGGGCUAGGUCCUCUUCUAAGGUGGAGCUGUGCUUUGAGGUCAAAGCUGUGGACCCCAAAGUCGCAUCCGUUGCCAACCGAGUUGCUGAAAUUGUUUAUUCCUGGCCACCUCCAGAAGAGCACACCCAGGGAGGAAGCUUCAAGUCCAAGAGGAGCUUCGUGCCACAGUCCCUCCCCCACCAGCAGGGUCAGAGCUGCCAGCUUAGAGCCGCAAGUUCUAAGAAAGAUGGAGAAGACCAAAUAAUAGCCAAAAUCAUUGAGCUGCUGAAGUACUCAGGGGAUCAGAUGGAAACAGAGUUGAAGAAGGACAAGGCUUUGAUGAACGUCUUCCGGGGCGGCCUGUCCUACUCCCUUUUCAAGACCAUCACAGACCAGUUCCUCAGGGGUAUAGAUACCAGAGGAGAAUCAGAGAUCCGAGCUCAGGGCUUUAAGGCUGCUCUUGCAAUAGACGUCACGGCCAAGCUCACCGCCAUUGACAACCAUCCCAUGAACAAGGUGCUGGGUUUUGGAACCAAGUACCUGAAAGAGCACUUUUCACCUUGGAUCCAGCAACAUGGUGGAUGGGAAAAAGUACUUGGGGUAUCACAUGAAGAAGUAGACUGAAACAUCAGAAGAUGUGUAAUCUGGAAUACUCAUCAGCCAACUGUGGUCCUGGGUCCAUUGCCCUCAGCAUAGACUCCAGGAGAAAAUAAACACGUGCAAGGCAGACAGAGCACUGAAGUUUUCAAAACCAUUUCUCCCGUGAAUCAAGAGGCAUCAGGAGAGGCCUUGCUCAUGUGCAGCUCUUAGAGUGCAGUGGCCUGGCCUCGCUGGUCCAGUGGAGGCAGGUCCUCCACUGAACGGGUGAGAUCUGGGAAAACAAUAUUCCUCUCAAAUAUUCAGAGCAGAAACCAUCAUCCUGUCUCUGCCAGCCACCUUAGGAAAAGUGGUGCACAUCCUCGCUGACCUCACAAGGGCGAAAUGAUAAA
Messenger RNA from Pteronotus mesoamericanus, 1440 nucleotides. It is a transcript of the gene BCL2L14, whose product is annotated as BCL2 like 14. Gene Ontology annotation, biological process: regulation of extrinsic apoptotic signaling pathway. The coding region runs from base 80 to 1075 and encodes 331 amino acids. The record is from RefSeq and is a predicted model, not a curated record. NCBI's taxonomy places the organism in Eukaryota, Metazoa, Chordata, Mammalia, Chiroptera, Mormoopidae. The transcript is spliced from 6 exons.